This is a messenger RNA of Lepisosteus oculatus (spotted gar), 324 nucleotides long. NCBI's taxonomy places the organism in Eukaryota, Metazoa, Chordata, Actinopteri, Semionotiformes, Lepisosteidae. The record is from RefSeq and is a predicted model, not a curated record.
AUGUUCAGAGUGAAAAAGGUGAAGCUCACGAAAAGUCACUCGUGCCCAUUGUGGCAGAUAAUUGAAUUUCCAGUUUUAAAGCUCAAUGAAAAGACCAUGGAGAUCAAAUCCAUAUUUCACACCUAUGUAUAGCCUGUCUGUCACCCACACAUCUACCCCUUGUGCAUGCAGUGUGGCGGUAAUAGAAUCAACCUGCAUUAUUCCUUUCCUCUUUGGCUGCCAGGACAAUGCCAGCACUUAGGAGUGCGGGCUCCUGAUUACUUCAAGCAGUGGAUUAAUCUCAAAAAGCCCGCUCUCCCAAUGCCUUCCCUGCGCAAUCUCUAA